UGAUGAUGAUGAUGAUGAUGAUGAUGAUGAUGAUGAUGAUGAUGAUGAUGAUGAUGAUGAUGAUGAUGAUGAUGAUGAUGAUGAUGAUGAUGAUGAUGAUGAUGAUGAUGAUGAUGAUGAUGAUGAAAUUUUAAAUUCCAUAUUUCAGUAA
This is a messenger RNA of Cercopithifilaria johnstoni, 151 nucleotides long. The record is from the annotation of a GenBank genome assembly. Lineage: Eukaryota; Metazoa; Nematoda; Chromadorea; Rhabditida; Onchocercidae.